AUGGUCGCUCCGUCCUAUAACAAGAAGAAGAGCGCGCUGGUAAAGAUUACGAAAGGAAACGCGCUGUCCAAGAAGAAGAAAAUAGCGCUUAAAAAGAAACACGAUAAAAACAAAACGCUGCAAUCGGGGAAAAUGAGAACUGGGAAGGCGAAGAGAAAGGCUUUGAGAAACAGUCGAAGAGCGGAACAGAAUAAGAUCGACGAUGCUAUUCGAAAGAGCAAGGAAAAUGGUGGUGUGGACGAGAAGGACGUAGAGAUGAAAGAUUUCGAUUAG
This is a messenger RNA of Bathycoccus prasinos, 273 nucleotides long. RefSeq lists its product with no specific name. The transcript has a single exon. Lineage: Eukaryota; Viridiplantae; Chlorophyta; Mamiellophyceae; Mamiellales; Bathycoccaceae. The record is from RefSeq and is a predicted model, not a curated record. Bases 1 to 273 code for a protein of 90 amino acids.